Molecule: messenger RNA, 2520 nt
Organism: Neoarthrinium moseri
Lineage: Eukaryota; Fungi; Ascomycota; Sordariomycetes; Amphisphaeriales; Apiosporaceae
Exons: 2
Coding region: 1-2520 (839 amino acids)
Biological process (GO): mitochondrion organization; protein quality control for misfolded or incompletely synthesized proteins
Cellular component (GO): mitochondrial inner membrane
Molecular function (GO): ATP hydrolysis activity; metalloendopeptidase activity; ATP binding
Source: RefSeq, a predicted model, not a curated record
AUGGCCCUUCAGGCGUCUGCCCUCCCGAGCGUCGCCGCCGUCACGACGGACCUCUGGCCGUCGAUGGCCAAUACUCUGCUGAUGCCCUUCCGAGCUCCGCCAGCAGCGCCGCGCAGCCCGAACGCAGCUUCAGCUCGCGCCUCCAGCACAGCGGCAGCGGAAUCGACGGUUCGGUCGCAGCCCAGGUCCGGCCUGCAGCGCGCCAGUCUCGACCUGCCCGAAUUCCUUCGUGACGCUCAGGUGGAUGCAGCAAUGGCUUCGCCUUUCUCGUCCGCCGCGAGGCGGAUCGCCACACCCUUCAAUAUCCGCACCAGCAUCUCGAGCAUGUCGGGUGGCGCCUUGCUUGCUUCGAAUCCUGUCGUGCGCCGGUUACACUCUCAACGUUCAGUCUCACGGUCGCUCUUCACUCUGACGCAAUCCCGUACAUCGCCCGCUUUCACCCCUCUCACGAGGAUGGCUUUUGCGCAACAAAGGUCGUACCAAAGUGGCGGGCUAUCUAGAAACCUGCUCGCGCAUAUGGAGGAGUCUGCAAACAGGAACCCGGGCAGCGCAACCGCCCAGAAUGCCUUCUACCAGGCUUUGCUGAAGGCCAACAUGCCCGCCAUCGUCAUCGAGAGGUAUCGGGCUGGCCGCUUCGCCACUAACCCCGCCUGCGACGAGGCCUACCAGAAAGCUGUCAACCUUCUCAACCCCGUCUCGGCCCAGCAACCAGGCCACUACGAAGACAAUCUGCCCUCCGACUUGACUGAAACCCAGCUUCAGGCCGUGAAGCAGGCGCUUGCUGCUCGGUCGCGAGGUGGAAACAUUGCUGUCACGAAGGAGUCGUCGGCCUCUAAGGGCGGCCCGCUGCACGUCGUCGUCGACGAGACCUUGGGCAGCUCCUUGUUCCGAUGGGUCAAGUUCAUCCUUUGGUUCUGCCUCUUCACCUACCUCAGUCUGGUCAUUAUCACCAUGGUCGUCGAGAGCCUGAGCGUCUUCAAACGCCCUGGCGGCAAAGUCGACAGCGAGGUCAAGGCCGAAAACCAGAAGACUCGCUUCUCCGACGUCCACGGUUGCGAUGAUGCCAAGGAGGAACUGCAGGAGAUGGUGGAUUUCCUUCGGAAUCCUGACAAAUUCUCCAACUUGGGCGGCAAGCUUCCCAAGGGUGUUCUGCUCGUUGGUCCGCCUGGUACCGGAAAGACCCUUCUGGCCCGGGCCGUCGCUGGUGAGGCUGGUGUACCCUUCUUCUACAUGUCUGGCAGCGAAUUCGACGAAGUCUACGUUGGAGUUGGUGCCAAGCGAGUCCGAGAGCUGUUUACCGCUGCAAAGUCCAAGUCGCCUGCUAUCAUCUUCAUCGAUGAACUUGAUGCCAUCGGCGGUCGCCGUAACGCCCGUGACGCUGCCUACGUCAAGCAGACUCUGAACCAGCUCCUCACAGAGCUGGAUGGUUUCGAGCAGAAUAGCGGUGUGAUUAUCAUGGGUGCCACCAACUUCCCGGAACUGCUAGACAAGGCUCUUACUCGGCCUGGCCGAUUUGAUCGACACGUCAAUGUCGAGCUGCCUGAUGUUCGCGGUCGUCUUGCCAUCCUUCAGCAUCACGCCAAGAAGAUCAAGGCUGCUAAGGACGUGGACUUGCAGGCUAUUGCUAUGACGACCACCGGACUUUCUGGUGCCGAGCUCGAGAACAUUGUCAACCAGGCCGCCGUUCAUGCCAGUCGUAACAAGUCUCAAUUCGUCGGACUGAAGGACUUCGAUUGGGCCAAGGACCGAGUCAUCAUGGGUGCUGAGCGGAAAACGAUGGUUAUCACUCCCGAAGAAAAGGAAAUGACUGCCUAUCACGAGGCAGGCCAUGCACUGGUUCAACUCUACGUCAAGAAUGCUGCUGCUUCUCUUUACAAAGUGACCGUUCUCGCCCGUGGGCCAACGCUCGGUCACACUGCAUGGCUCCCUGAGAUGGACAAGUACUCGUACUCGAUGCAGAACUACUUGGCUAGGAUCGACACUGCGAUGGGAGGCAAGCUUGCGGAAGAAAUUGUUUACGGUGUGGACAAAGUCACCAGCGGCGCAAGUUCUGACCUCAAGAUGGCAACCUCUACUGCCUACCAGAUGGUCGCCGCCAUGGGUUUCUCUGAUAAGCUGGGACAUAUGGAGUAUGCCACCCGGUAUGAGUCUCUCAGCAGCGAAACCCGAGCGAGGAUCGAGGCUGAAGUGCAGCGCCUGCUCGGUGAAUCAUACGAGCGAUGCAGGAAGCUCCUCACCGAUCACCGGAAAGAGCUUGACCUUCUCGCUCAGGCCUUGGUCGAAUAUGAGACCCUGGACAAGGCCGAAGUCGAAAAGGUCAUCCGGGGCGAGAAGCUGGAUCGCAUAUCAGUACCUAAAGGUCCAAUGAGAGUGCCUAUCCCGGAUGCACCACCCACCCCCGGAGUCUCAAUUCCAGGUGACGGCAGUCCAAGACCACCCCCUCCUGCCCCGCCGGCUGCUCCGCCAGCCGGGGGUAUUCCGUCCCGGGACCAGGCGAGUCAAUCGCAAGACAAGUCUUGA